Molecule: messenger RNA, 837 nt
Organism: Ostertagia ostertagi
Lineage: Eukaryota; Metazoa; Nematoda; Chromadorea; Rhabditida; Trichostrongylidae
Source: the annotation of a GenBank genome assembly
AUGUCAUCUUCGUCCUCUUCACAAAUUUCUAAGGAUGUUCCACCGGAUUAUGAAACGAUUGGUACCAUUUUCGGCUACGCACUCGUGGCGUUAUCCUGGCUCCUUAUUAUACUCACGUUCCCAUUCUCUAUGUGCGUAUGCCUGAAGGUUAUAAAAGAAUAUGAAAGAGUUGUAAUAUUCCGAAUUGGUCGACUAGUGUUCGGCGGUGCUCGAGGUCCCGGCAUGAUCUUCAUUAUUCCAUGUAUCGACACAUAUAGAAAAAUCGAUCUUAGGGUGGUUUCGUACGCUGUGCCACCGCAAGAAAUCUUAUCGAAAGACUCAGUGACAGUAUCCGUGGACGCUGUCGUCUAUUUCCGAACGUCCGAUCCUAUCGCAUCUGUUAACAAUGUGGACGAUGCUAUUUAUUCGACCAAACUCUUGGCGCAAACAACUCUCAGGAAUGCUUUGGGUAUGAAAACAUUGACUGAGAUGUUGACUGAACGAGAGGCCAUCGCACAACUUUGUGAAACGAUUUUGGACGAAGGCACGGAACACUGGGGUGUGAAGGUGGAGCGAGUGGAAGUAAAAGACAUUAGGCUACCUCAACAGCUCACUCGCGCUAUGGCUGCUGAAGCCGAAGCCGCUCGAGAAGCUCGGGCGAAAGUCGUGGCAGCAGAAGGAGAGCAGAAAGCCUCUCGUGCUUUGAAAGAAGCAGCGGAUGUUAUCCAAGCAAAUCCGGUCGCCUUACAACUCCGGCAUCUGCAAGCGCUCAACAGCAUCGCAGCUGAACAUAAUUCAACAAUCGUAUUCCCGGUGCCGGUGGAAAUGUUUGGUGCUUUCAUGAAGAAGGACAACUAA